Colletes gigas is the source of this 1093-nucleotide messenger RNA. RefSeq lists its product as uncharacterized. The record is from RefSeq and is a predicted model, not a curated record. The coding region runs from base 395 to 1093 and encodes 232 amino acids. NCBI's taxonomy places the organism in Eukaryota, Metazoa, Arthropoda, Insecta, Hymenoptera, Colletidae. The transcript is spliced from 2 exons.
UGUAUCUAAAUUCGUUUAUUAUAUCAAGAAACAAUUCUAAAUUCGCAGCCAUUAGUUCGUUGUUACUGUAUUAGCCUGAUGUUAAUUAAUAAUUAUUGACUGAAAGUUUCUUUGAAUUUCUGUCGAGAACCAAGGUCGUACAUCACGUAUUUAUUUCUUCGAUCCUCUUUAAACUGUCGUAACUUCUGAACGGAUUGAAGGAUUUUAAUUUUUAAAAAUGCAUACAACGCGUAUUUUAAUCGAGAAUAUGUAGAAAUCGAUUUUGAUUCUCAUAGUUAGUAGCGCCACAGUCUCGACACCGAAAUAGUAAAAAGAUUCUAGAGUAUCGUCUGCGGUAGUAUCUUUUAAAACAGUACUGCACAAUAUUCUAUACAUAUAUGUAAUAAUUAAAAUAAUGGCUCUAAAUAAAUUGUGCACAGCGUUUCGGCAAAUAACAGUAGGCAGACAAAGUAAUGUUGUUGGAAGAUAUAUUUCAUAUUAUUUAUCAGAGAAGCAACGUAAUAUUUUGCCGCUGUAUUCUUCUAAAAAUGCAGUAUUUAUAAAAUACCCGGAAACAAAUAUUUCAUUCGUACCAAAAACACUGAACAUAGAUUUUGCUAAUGCAGACGGUGCUUUAAAUAAAAAUAAAAUCGAAAUACCAUUUAAGAAUAUACUAUCGAUAGAAGAACCUUUAACGCAAUAUCCUAUUCGACGUGACUUGCCGCUUAUAGAUAAAUCUUUAGAGCUUCCUUCGAGCAGUAAUGUGGGAAAAUUUGCAGUAAACUUAAUAGUGAUUAGAAGACAUAAAAUGAAGAAACAUCAGAGGAAGAAGCUUCGCAAGAAAAUGCAGUAUGUCUGGGCAAAAAUAAGACAAAUGCGUAAUAUAAGAAAAGAAAAAAAUUUUCAAGCAGAAUUAAUCGCAAAGAUUAAAGAAGCGCAAGCAUUCGAUGCAAAAGCGUAUGUUUCUGAAAGACUUGCUCUUUUGAGAAAAGAACGAAUACAAAAAACAUAUAGAGGUGAAAUAUUGCCACCAGCUAUGAUUAAGCAAUUUUUAGAAGAAGAACAAGCUAGGAAGGAGAAGAGACGUAACAAAUUUCGGUUAACACUUGAUUAA